GAGAAUGACACAUGUGCUGUUUCCUUUUCCAGUUGUAAAGGGGUCAGGAGCCAGGCAAGGAGAGCCCGAACAAGAGGAGCAUUUUCCUGGGUUCUUCCAGCUGUUCUGUUCAAUCCCGCCGCCUGUUCUGAGCAGGGAAGAGAGACUGUCAACACAAAUAAGGCAUUUUUCAAAGGCGUAAAUUAUGAGUUCCCAAAACAAUGCGACAUCUCAACCACAUGGAGAAGUCGAGAGCCCCACAGCUGGAGCAGAUGUGGCUGUUAUUGGAGGAGUGAUUGCUGCCGUGGUGUUUGUGCUCAUUUGCCUGCUGGUGGUGMUGGUGAGGUACAUGUACCGGCACAAGGGCACCUACCACACCAACGAGGCCAAAGGAACCGAGUUCGCCGAAAGCGCCGACGCCGCUUUGAAAAAUGACCCCGCUCUCCAGGAGGCAGUGGAUGAGAGCAAAAAGGAAUAUUUCAUCUGAAAGGCAAGGAUUUCCAUGGAGACUGCCCCAAAGGAAUCAAUCAGAAAUGUAACAUCUACAGAAGUACUAAGAGAUGGAUAAUAUGAGGAUACAGGCGAGCAUCCUAAUUGAAAAGUAUCUCUUUACUUUUUUUUUUUUUGUCACUGGGUUGUUUCUUUUCCUCAAGCAGUGAAGACCUAAAUGCCAGAUACUUGCCUGUUGAUUUUAUUAUCAACACAGCUGGUCACAGUUGAAAUCAAUAUCAGAUAAGAAGAAACAAAAUCUCAGUAUGAGUGAUACACCAAAACCAGAUAAAGAUAGCAAAUGUCAAGCCUUGACAUUUGGUGAAAAUAGCAGAUGCCAAAGGAAAACAUCCUCUUAGAGUUAAUGAUGCAUCCUAUUCUGAUAUGAUACAGAACUACCUGAAAUUGAAUUUCAAAUGGUAACAGAACAAACAUUAAACUAGAUAAAGCUGAUCUAGCUCCAACAAAAAUAAAUCUGUAGCUCAGAUAUCCCCCCAUCUCCUUAAAUGUGCAUUUUUAUUGGCACAGGGGAGUUUAUUUUGUUUGUUUGGGGAUUUACACUGGGAUUUUUUUUUUUUUUUAAUUUUUGAAUUUUGUACAUAUAUGAAAAUCAAAGAUACUUCAAAGAAAUAAAACUCUUGGAAAACAUGGAAAAUGUUUUCCAUGUAAGAAUGUAAGAAUGAAGGAUUUAUUACUGACUUYUUCUGCAUGGCAGCUUGAGAACUGCAAAAUGUUGGAAUUUAAAAUGUAGUAUAUAAUAGUCAGUAGACUUACAAAUGAUUCCAAUUAGUCAGUAGGUUCUCUGCAUAYAUGCAUAAAUAGAUAGAUAUUAAAAGGUAAAGCAUCCUGGUUUGAGCAGGCCUUUUGAAACAAUGGAGCUCAGCUACRUUUUUUUCAUGUAAAAUAUUUUUGCCUGAGUAUUUAUUUAUUUAUUUAUUUUGCAUUGGAAAAUUCUCUGAGUGCCCACCAGCAGGAUUGUGGAUUUUUGCAGGGAGAGGAAUUCAGUUCUGGUGCAGAUACCAAUACAUCUUUCACAAACACAACCCUAUGACUGUCACUAUAAAAGAAGCUUUUUYAUCUGCAUCCCACUGGCUUGAUUUCUCACUCUGUAU
This is a messenger RNA of Malurus melanocephalus (red-backed fairy wren), 1580 nucleotides long. It is a transcript of the gene GYPC, whose product is annotated as glycophorin C (Gerbich blood group). Bases 185 to 466 code for a protein of 93 amino acids. The record is from RefSeq and is a predicted model, not a curated record. Lineage: Eukaryota; Metazoa; Chordata; Aves; Passeriformes; Maluridae. Gene Ontology annotation, cellular component: cortical cytoskeleton; membrane. The transcript has 3 exons.